AUGGCGACGCAGGAGAGCGAAGCAACUAAAGCCACCGUGAGCAACGGCGAGGUGAACAGCAAUGGGACUGCUGCAACGACAGAUGGCCAGGCUGUGCAGACAGCUGGAAACGCACAAGACGCUCAGCAGCAGCAGCAGCAGCAGCAACAACAAGCACCUAAUGCAUGGCAGGUCAUCAAAGGAGUGCUCUUCAGAAUCUUUAUAAUCUGGGCGAUCAGCAGCUGGUUCCGCCGAGGGCCGUCCACCCCUGACCCCAACACGCCAGCCGGCGCUCCCCGGGUGCCCAGCAGGAACCUCUUCACCAAAGACACACUCAUGGAUCUCUACGUGUACGUGUCCCAGGAGGAGGUGUUCUCCGACUUCAACAACACAGACGCCCUGUUCUGGUUCCACAGAGACCUCGUCUAUGGAGACUGGACCACGGGGGAGGAUGGUGAUGGAUGCUAUCAGCAUUAUAAGGAGAUGGACAUCCCAGAGAAAGUACAGCAGAAUGGCUCUCUCUACAUACAUGUCUACUUCACCAAAAGUGGGUUUCACCCAGACCCUAAACGCAAGGGACAGUACCGCAGACUGGCCACAGUUCACGCUACAAGAAUGCUGAAUAAAUUCAAGAGAAGAAAGUUUCUAAAGACCAAGAAUCUGCUCACAGGAGAGACAGAAGCAGAUCCUGAGAUGAUCAAGCGGGCAGAGAGUCACGGUCCAGUGGAGAUCAUCUCACACUGGCACCCCAACCUCACCAUCAACAUGGUGGAUGAUCACACAGCCUGGGUCAAGGGCUCAGUUCCUCCUCCUCUCGACCAGCACGUGAAGUUUGAUGCUGUGAGUGGAGAUUACUAUCCUAUCGUGUACUUCAACGACUACUGGAACCUUCAGAAGGACUACUAUCCAAUCAACGAGACCUUGACCAAGCUCCCGCUGCGUCUCGCCUACUGCCCGCUGUCGCUGUGGCGCUGGCAGCUUUACGCCGCCCAGAACGCCCGCUCGCCGUGGAACUUCCUUCCCGAGGACACUUACGAGCAGUCGGACGAAGACCAGGACUCUGUCAAGGUGGCCCUCCUGGAAACAAACCCCUACCUGCUGGGACUCACCAUUGUUGUUUCAAUUGUGCACAGCAUCUUUGAGUUCCUUGCCUUCAAGAAUGACAUUCAGUUUUGGAACAGCAGACAGUCUCUGGAAGGGCUGUCCGUGCGCUCCAUCAUAUUUGGAGUGUUUCAGUCUCUGGUGGUCCUGCUCUACAUCCUGGACAAUGAAACCAACUUCGUGGUGCAGGUCAGCGUCUUCAUCGGUCUUCUCAUCGACCUGUGGAAAAUCACCAAGGUCAUGGAUGUCAGAUUGGACAGAGAGAACAAAAUCGCAGGCGUCGUUCCGAGAUUGGUCUUCACAGACAAGUCCACAUACGUCGAGUCUUCGACCAAAAUCUACGACGACAUGGCCUUCAAGUACCUGUCGUGGCUGCUCUACCCCCUGUUCGGCUGCUAUGCCGUCUACAGCUUAUUGUACGUAGAGCACAAAGGCUGGUACUCAUGGGUACUCAGCAUGCUCUAUGGCUUCUUGUUAACCUUUGGUUUCAUCACAAUGACGCCGCAGCUAUUCAUCAACUACAAAAUGAAAUCUGUUGCCCACCUCCCGUGGAGGAUGCUCACCUACAAGGCCCUCAAUACUUUCAUUGACGACCUGUUUGCCUUCGUCAUCAAGAUGCCCAUGAUGUACAGGAUAGGAUGCCUCAGAGAUGACGUGGUGUUCUUCAUCUACCUGUACCAGCGCUGGAUCUACCGAGUGGAUCCCAACCGGGUCAAUGAGUUUGGGACCAGCGGGGUGGACCACGCUCAGAACAACACGGCAGACGCCGCUCCUGCAGCCGACGCCGCCUCCACCUCCGCCGCCAUCACAGACAAACCAGAGGGGGAGAAGAAAAACGAUUGAACGAGACCGCCCGCUUAUCUUCCUCCCCGGACCCUCACCGCAGGGGUGACCAGGACUUGUGGAAAUUAGGCAGGGAGGGGGGAGUCGUCGUUUAAUAGCUGUUAUGGACUCCGCAACUCACAACAACAAAAAGAAAAAAAAUUUAAAAAAGCAGUUCAACUGUUCUGAUUUCUGUGUGGACACAGAAAGUCGUAACCAGUGUAGACUUGGUAAAUUCUCUCUUCUGUUCCCCGCCCGUCCCUGCCCUCUCGUUUUGCAGUUCAAGUGAAGUAAAACAAAACGUGAUGUACUGUAUUCUGUAAGAUUUUUUUCAGAGGGUUACCAUGUCUUGGAGUAGAUGUUGGGAUGGGAACAGAUCUCAGUUCAACUACUUUUUUUUUUUUUUUUUUUGGUUUUUCAUAUAAACAGGGAAGGAAGAGGCCAAGCGCAACUUUUGAUCUUUGUGUAGAUUCCUUGUGAAUUUUUUUCUUUUCAUUCCAUGUAAGCGUCGUGUUUGGGGUUCCCUGAAAACUGGAAAGACACUGAGCCACACUGGAGGUGGUAGACGGGCCGGUGGCGACUGGAAGUGAGGGAGGUGACCCUGCAGGAUGCUACUACCUACAAGACGAUGACUACUACCCUCAAUUUUAAACAAAUGGUUAAUGUUCUAAACUCGAACAAAAAAAAAAAAAA
This is a messenger RNA of Salarias fasciatus (jewelled blenny), 2595 nucleotides long. RefSeq names its product CLPTM1 regulator of GABA type A receptor forward trafficking (gene clptm1). The transcript is spliced from 14 exons. NCBI's taxonomy places the organism in Eukaryota, Metazoa, Chordata, Actinopteri, Blenniiformes, Blenniidae. The record is from RefSeq and is a predicted model, not a curated record. Gene Ontology annotation, cellular component: membrane; endomembrane system. The coding region runs from base 1 to 1923 and encodes 640 amino acids.